UUAAGCCACCUUCUGCACUUGCUUGUCCACUUAAAUGGGGAAUACUGUGGAAGAUAAAGCAGCCAGCCCCAUUUCGCUUGUUGCCAUUCUUUUAUGUCGGAGAGUACUACUGGAUUGGAUCCUAAUAUUUGAAGACUUUUACUCAAGGUUUCUGGGUGUAAUCCAAUUCUUCACAUACUUUCUUCAUCGUGUAUGGAAAGUUUGUGUUGAAUGUACAACCACAUGUGCAGAAGCUCCAACUCAGAAACUUUCCAGCAAUGGAAAUGGUACAGAAUCAUCGACCCCAAAACUAUUUUCUUGGGAAAAUGUUGAUGAUGAUAAUAAAUUGUCCAUUGGAGAAGUGAAAAUGAUGAUGGAGAAACUGGGAACCUCAUGUGACGUAGAGGAUCAUGAGAAUUAUGCAGCACUGUUUGAGGAGGAGCCAAGCCCAGAGGAAGUGAAAGAAGCUUUUGAUAUGUUCGAUGAAAACAAUGAUGGGUUCAUUGAUGCAGGGGAGUUGGAAAAAGUCCUCUCCACUCUGGGAAUCUUGGACCAUUUGGAAGCAGAUCAAUGCCAAAGGAUGAUCAGUGUGUUUGAUGAAAAUGCAGAUGGACGGAUCGAUUUCAAUGAAUUUGUUAAGCUGCUGGAGUACAGCUUCUGCUGACAUCCAAGCAGUCACCAAUCAAAAAAAAAAAAAGAGCCAGUAGAACCCUGCAUAUGCAUCCUUUGGUAAGUGCAAGCACACACCAAAAAAAAAAAAAAAAAAAGAGAGAGAGAGAGUGCUUUGGAGUGUUUUCAUUUACAGGAGUGUUUUCAAAAUGGUUUUUUUAAGGCAUUUUGGGGUAUUGCAUAGUUUGGGGAUGUUUUGAAAACUGUUUUGUGAAAUGUUUUUAGUGGAGUGUUUUGAGGAAAAAAAAGGGUCUUUUGUGCAAUGUUUCCUCCAGAGUUUGUGAAAUGUUUUUUGUGAAAACAAAUGGUGAAGGGAUCUCCAACCACAACAUGCGGCGGCCUUGGAGAGACCUCCGCGGACCCCCUCGACGAAUAUCUCUCCCUCCAUGCGGUGGGCUCAAAUUCAAUGUAGUGGUUGGACACAAUCUACCCUAUCUCACAGCCCACCGCCGGCAGAGAGGAGGUGUUUCCCCUUCACAGCUCACACACACACUCUAUUUGCUACAUCUUGAAUAAAAUCUGUGUUUGAGAAUUUAGUUUGAAAAAUUAUUUUGGCAGGUCAGUAAAGGAAAACCAUUCUCAAAACAAGACCUGUUUCUUAGUGUAUGUAUAUCUUCUGUAUCUUCUCAAUAAUCAAGUUUUUAGAGCUUUAGAUUUAUGUAUCAUUACUACAAGUUUGUGAUUACUCAAUUUAAAGUCUGAAUAAUAUGCCAGAUUUGCAGCA
Molecule: messenger RNA, 1372 nt
Organism: Juglans regia (Persian walnut)
Lineage: Eukaryota; Viridiplantae; Streptophyta; Magnoliopsida; Fagales; Juglandaceae
Product: probable calcium-binding protein CML47
Exons: 1
Coding region: 35-643 (202 amino acids)
Molecular function (GO): calcium ion binding
Source: RefSeq, a predicted model, not a curated record